AUGAAGGAUCACUCAGCGUUCUUGGGCGCGCAGUCGAAAGGCCUUCGUCAACUAUCAAAAAUCAGAGAUGCCGUUCUGUACGCUAAACAGCCGAAGGUAAGGUCGGAAGAACACGUAGUGGAUAUGAAUGACAACCGAUGGACAAGAGCUGUUAGUUACUGGAUUUCUCGGGAUGCUAAAUGUGCUGCAGGAAGGCCACCGACCCAAUGGUCAGAGUUCUUCGCGAAGAGUCUAGAAGAAAGUUAUGAUGCUCAACGAGUUCCUAGAGCGAGCAGAGCCCACUGGACUACUCUUGCACGAGACAUGGAAAAAUGGAAGAUUUACUGGCGCCCGCUCAAGUUACUCGACGAUCAACAGGACUACAGUCUUGCUUUUCUUGUCACCUCCAACUGCUUUUAUAUUCUAAUGAGGAAUAUCACUGAAGCCGUUUGUUUAGAAGAGGACCUCAAUACGAAUCCUCGUUUUACACGAGUGAAGCGUUUUUCUGAGAAGGUUAUUCAUUUUUACAUGGGGCUCAUUUGCGACUCUAAGAAUCGUACAAGGGUACAGUUGAAGCUGUCCAAUGCAAUAAGUCAGUUACUUCUUGCUGGCGGAGUCCUAGGCAAUGAAGAAACACCAAAAUUUAUGGGCACAGAAGCAGUGAAUGCAAUAGAAGCUUGCUUUAAGGGUUGA
Molecule: messenger RNA, 672 nt
Organism: Angiostrongylus costaricensis
Lineage: Eukaryota; Metazoa; Nematoda; Chromadorea; Rhabditida; Metastrongylidae
Source: the annotation of a GenBank genome assembly